AUGGCUCAUGCCCAUCACCAGGAAGAUGGUUGGCCAUUAGGUUUGCAACCAUUAAAUGCAAUAGUAGGUUUGGUACGAAAUCAUCAUGAUGCUGCUGUUUCAGCUAGGUCUAUGUCAUUCAAUACAUUACUCACUUUCUCACCAAGUACUUCUACUGUCUUCUCAUCAGACGUUGAUACUGAGUCGACAGGGUCAUUCUUCCCUGACAAGAGCACGACACUUGGGAGUUUAAUGGGUGUGUCAAGUAUUACAGAUCUCUCCGGAAGGUCACUUACUGGAAGAAGAUCACUGAUGGAAUCAUUCAGAUCAGUGAAAGACAACAACAACAAUAACAAGAUGAAGUCACAGAAGAAAUAUUGGUUGUUUUCUUUAUUAUGUGCAAAACCCAUUGCUGCUGAUAUUGAUCAUAAUAAUAAGACUGUACAAACCAACACUCAAUCUUUAGCACAUUUUCUUGAAGUUGAAAGAAAAUUAGCAAAUUCUUCUCUAUACAAUAUUGAUGGUCAUAUUGCUGCACAUCCUCCUCAUCCUCGAUCACAAUCAAGCCAUUGUCUUGGUUCAUCAAAUGUUAAUGGAUUUCCAUUGUCAUCAUGCAUUUGUGGGGUGCCCACAAAUUGAAAUAUCAUGUCCUUUCUUCUUCUUCUUCUUCUUUUUCUUCACUGAAAGUGAAAAUUUUGAAAGAGAUGGAAUUCACU
Messenger RNA from Papaver somniferum (opium poppy), 695 nucleotides. RefSeq lists its product as uncharacterized. Bases 1 to 618 code for a protein of 205 amino acids. Lineage: Eukaryota; Viridiplantae; Streptophyta; Magnoliopsida; Ranunculales; Papaveraceae. The record is from RefSeq and is a predicted model, not a curated record. The transcript is spliced from 3 exons.